This is a messenger RNA of Plasmodium gallinaceum, 936 nucleotides long. Its product is annotated as pseudouridine synthase, putative. Lineage: Eukaryota; Apicomplexa; Aconoidasida; Haemosporida; Plasmodiidae. Gene Ontology annotation, biological process: pseudouridine synthesis. Bases 1 to 936 code for a protein of 311 amino acids. Gene Ontology annotation, molecular function: RNA binding; pseudouridine synthase activity. The transcript is spliced from 2 exons. The record is from RefSeq and is a predicted model, not a curated record.
AUGAAAUUUUUAUAUUCUAUUUUAUUUUACUUUAAUAAAUUAUUAUGUUAUUUUUUAAUUAUAACUUCAUUUAAAAGUAACAUUUUUUGUUUUGAUCUAACUAUAACUAAAAAUAAAAGCAAUGAGUAUAUUAUAAGAUUGAAUAAAUUAAUUUCUAUUAAAAAGAAUAUAUCAAGAAGAAAAUCAGAAAAAUUUAUAAAAGAUGGUAAUGUAAAAUUAAAUAAUAAAAUUAUAACAGAUCCAGGUAGGCACGUUGAUAUAACAAAGGAUAGCUUAAAAAUUUGUGAAAAAAAAAUAAAGAUUAAAAAUAUAAAAAGUUUAAUAAAUGAAUACAAAAAUAAUUCAUAUAAAUGGAUUGUUCUACACAAACCAAAGGGAUUGAUAUGUACUUCUAAUGAUGAAAAAAAUAGAAAAUCUAUUUUUUCUAUUUUUCCUAACGAUUUGUUAGAAAAGUAUCGUUUCGUGUCAGUAGGAAGAUUAGAUAGAAAUACUUCAGGUGUGUUACUACUAACAAAUGAGUAUGAAUGGGUUAAUAGAUUGACACAUCCAAAAUAUCAAAGAAUAAGAACCUAUAGAAUACAUAUUGAAGGACCAGUUAAAAUGAAUGUCCUAAAAGAGUUAGCUAGUGGUAUAUAUUUAGAAAAUGACAGUAGUAAAAAAGAAAAGAAAAAAACCCAACCAGCUUUUAUUGAAAUAAUUAGAGAAGAAAAUUUAAAAAUAAAAGAUCAAAUAAAAAAGAUAAGUGUAUUAAGUAUCAGUGUUAAAGAAGGAAGGAAUAGACAAAUAAGAAAAAUGUUUGAACAAAUAAAUCAACCAAUAAUAAAAAUUAAAAGAACUGCUUUUGAAAAUAUAACAUUAAAAAACAUACAUUUUCCUAAGCAAUAUAGAGAAUUAAAUCAAAGAGAAGUAACGAAUUUAAAAAUGAGAAAAUUUUAG